AUGUCUUAUCAGGGGAAGAAAAAUAUUCCACGCAUCACGAGUGAUCGUCUUCUGAUCAAAGGAGGUAAAAUCGUUAAUGACGACCAGUCAUUCUAUGCAGACAUAUACAUGGAAGAUGGGUUGAUCAAGCAAAUAGGAGAAAACCUGAUUGUUCCAGGAGGGGUGAAGACCAUUGAAGCCCAUUCCAGAAUGGUGAUCCCUGGAGGGAUUGAUGUCCAUACCCGCUUCCAGAUGCCCGAUCAGGGGAUGACCUCUGCUGAUGACUUCUUUCAAGGCACCAAGGCAGCCCUGGCUGGGGGAACCACCAUGAUCAUUGACCAUGUGGUUCCCGAGCCUGGGACCAGCCUGCUGGCUGCCUUCGACCAGUGGAGGGAAUGGGCCGACAGCAAGUCCUGCUGCGACUACUCUCUGCACGUGGACAUCACCGAGUGGCACAAGGGCAUCCAGGAGGAGAUGGAGACCCUGGUGAAGGACCACGGGGUAAAUUCCUUCCUCGUGUACAUGGCUUUCAAAGAUCGCUUCCAGCUAACGGAUUCCCAGAUCUAUGAAGUCCUGAGCGUGAUCCGGGACAUUGGAGCGAUUGCUCAAGUCCACGCGGAAAACGGCGACAUCAUUGCAGAGGAGCAGCAGAGGAUCCUGGAUCUGGGCAUCACGGGCCCUGAGGGACAUGUGCUGAGCCGGCCCGAGGAGGUCGAGGCUGAAGCCGUGAACCGUUCCAUCACCAUAGCCAACCAGACCAACUGCCCCCUGUACAUCACCAAGGUGAUGAGCAAGAGUGCCGCGGAAGUCAUCGCCCAGGCCCGGAAAAAGGGGACCGUGGUGUAUGGCGAGCCCAUCACCGCCAGCUUGGGGACUGACGGCUCCCAGUACUGGAGCAAGAACUGGGCCAAGGCUGCUGCUUUUGUCACCUCCCCGCCCCUGAGCCCCGACCCGACCACUCCGGACUUCCUGAACUCCUUGCUGUCGUGUCAACCAAAGGGGAUGAAUGAGGUAGCAAAAGGGUUCUACUGUGGUGCAGUGUCGCUCGUCACUGGGAAGAUGGACGAGAACCAGUUUGUGGCCGUGACCAGCACCAAUGCAGCCAAAGUGUUCAACCUUUACCCCCGGAAAGGCCGCAUUGCUGUGGGAUCUGAUGCUGACCUGGUCAUCUGGGACCCUGACAGCGUGAAAACCAUCUCUGCCAAGACCCACAACAGUUCUCUCGAAUACAACAUCUUCGAAGGAAUGGAGUGCCGUGGCUCUCCCCUGGUGGUCAUCAGCCAGGGGAAGAUUGUUCUGGAAGACGGCACCCUUCAUGUCACCGAAGGCUCUGGACGCUACAUCCCCCGGAAGCCCUUCCCUGACUUUGUUUAUAAGCGUAUCAAGGCAAGGAGCAGGCUGGCAGAGCUGAGAGGGGUUCCUCGUGGCCUGUAUGAUGGACCUGUGUGUGAGGUGUCUGUGACACCCAAGACAGUCACUCCGGCCUCCUCGGCUAAGACGUCUCCGGCCAAGCAGCAGGCCCCACCUGUCCGGAACCUGCAUCAGUCUGGAUUCAGCUUGUCUGGUGCCCAGAUUGAUGACAACAUUCCCCGCCGCACCACCCAGCGCAUCGUGGCGCCCCCUGGUGGCCGUGCUAACAUCACCAGCCUGGGCUAG
Molecule: messenger RNA, 1635 nt
Organism: Lipotes vexillifer (Yangtze River dolphin)
Lineage: Eukaryota; Metazoa; Chordata; Mammalia; Artiodactyla; Lipotidae
Gene: DPYSL2
Product: dihydropyrimidinase like 2
Exons: 14
Coding region: 1-1635 (544 amino acids)
Cellular component (GO): cytoplasm; cytosol
Molecular function (GO): hydrolase activity, acting on carbon-nitrogen (but not peptide) bonds, in cyclic amides
Source: RefSeq, a predicted model, not a curated record